Messenger RNA from Cyclopterus lumpus (lumpfish), 1125 nucleotides. Its product is annotated as annetocin receptor. Gene Ontology annotation, biological process: G protein-coupled receptor signaling pathway. The coding region runs from base 1 to 1125 and encodes 374 amino acids. Gene Ontology annotation, cellular component: membrane. The transcript has a single exon. The record is from RefSeq and is a predicted model, not a curated record. NCBI's taxonomy places the organism in Eukaryota, Metazoa, Chordata, Actinopteri, Perciformes, Cyclopteridae. Gene Ontology annotation, molecular function: peptide binding; G protein-coupled receptor activity.
AUGGAUGCCGAAGAGUUGAUCGAAUCCAUCAUCAGAGCACUCAUGUUUCUGGCAGGGAUCCUGGGAAACAACUGGCUGGCUAUACGCUCCCUGCCCAGGCAGAAAUCUGGCAUCCGCACCAACGAGGUCCUUUUCAUCAACCUGGCCGUCUCCAACCUCAUCACCAACUGCCUGGUGGACCUACCCGACACCGUGGCAGAUUUCGCUGGACGUUGGUUCCUGGGGGAAACCUUUUGUGCCGUGUUUCGUUUUUGCGCCGACCUCUCCGAAACCAGCAGCAUCUACUCCACCUUCUUCAUCAGUGCUUUCUGGUACCAGAAGCUCGUCGGCUCCCUGAAGCGUGGCGGCGCUCCGGUGCAGAUGGACAGCCUGUGCUUGGUGGGCUGUUUGCUGGCUGGGAGCUGGACGGUGGCAGUGGUCUUCAGCAUCCCACAUUUCUUCUUUGUAGCAGUGGAGGGCGGAAACGAGAGCAAAGAAGACUGCGUAGACUUCUUCCCCAAUGAAUUAGCGAAGCAAACCUAUGAAAUCUUUUAUUUAACCCUGGCCAACGCUCUCCCUCUUGCUGGGAUUGUAUUUGCCAGUGUCCGGAUUGUCAUCACUCUGCUCCAAAACAGGCAACGCAUACACGGUCAUAACUCGGACCCAAUCAAGGAGAUGGUCAAGGACGAAAACAAGAGUACUGAAAGCAGCGACGACCGAUCGGUCAGCACUGUGUCUGGUCCAGGCACCUCAAACGAUCCAGAAGAUCCUGCAUCCUCCAACCACAUUUACACGGGCGUGCCGGCUUCUUCGUCUCCAAACGGAGAGCCGUCAGGUCACAGCUCCCCCCUCAACACAGACAGCGGGGCUGGAGCUCCACCAAAUCUUCCCAGGCCCAGCCAGGUGCGAGCAAAGCCAAGUCCGGGCUCGAGCACCCAGGUGAGGGCAGCCAAGAGUGUGGUGGCCGUGGCCGCCGUGUUCCUGGUCUGCUGGCUGACUCAUUUCCUUCUGCGCAUCUCCAACAACAUCCACACCUCACCGAUGCUGGUGGAGGUGGCCAGCUACAUUGCCGCCUCCUACACCUGCAUCAUCCCCUACAUAUUCCUGUACGGCGUGAAAAAGCUUUCUUGCUCAUGCAAGAGGUAG